Salvia miltiorrhiza (redroot sage) is the source of this 992-nucleotide messenger RNA. Its product is annotated as glutathione S-transferase U19-like. Gene Ontology annotation, cellular component: cytoplasm. Gene Ontology annotation, molecular function: glutathione transferase activity. The coding region runs from base 109 to 762 and encodes 217 amino acids. Lineage: Eukaryota; Viridiplantae; Streptophyta; Magnoliopsida; Lamiales; Lamiaceae. The record is from RefSeq and is a predicted model, not a curated record. Gene Ontology annotation, biological process: glutathione metabolic process. The transcript is spliced from 2 exons.
CAGCCGCGCGGAGUUUAAGAUGAGAAAUCGUUGAAACCAAAGGAGGUUGGGAUGUAUAAAAUCCAAUCCAAUAUCCAUGUGAGGUGAGCAAUCAUAAGCGAGGUGAAGAUGUCGCUGAAGCUGUUGGAUUUCUGGGGGAGCCCAUUCGCGGUGAGGGUGCGGCUGGCCCUGGCGGAGAAAGGGCUGAGCUACGAGUCGCAGGAGGAAGACUUGUUCGGCGGGAAGAGCGAGCUGCUCCUCAAAUCCAACCCCAUCUACGAGAAGGUGCCCGUGCUCCUGCACGACGCCAAACCUGUUCUCGAGUCGGCCAACAUCGUCUAUUACAUCGACGAGACGUGGCCAAAGCCUCAGCUGCUGCCCGCUUGCUCCUACGCCCGAUCCCGGGCUCGUUUCUGGACCGACUUCAUCGACAAGAAUGUGUUUGAUGUUGGCAGGAAGAUUUGGAUGGGGAAGGGGGCUGAGGUGGAGGCGGGCAAGGAUGAAUUCAUGCAAGUGCUGAAGAAGCUGGAGGGUGCAUUGGGGGAGAGAGAGUACUACGGCGGGGAGGAGUUCGGGUUUGUGGACGUGAUGCUGGUGUCGCUGUCGUGCUGGUUUCCCACCUACGAGAAGUACGGAGGUUUCAAGGUGGCGGAGGAGUCUCCUAAGAUUGCUGCGUGGAUCAAAAAGUGCUACGAGAGGGAAACUGUCGCCAAAUCCAUGCCCGAUCCUCACCGGGUUAUUGAGUUGGUGGGCAUGUUGAGAAAGAUGCAUGGGGUUGAUUGAAUUCACUUUUUCUCUUUUUCUUGCUUAAUUUCGCUUUCUGUGUUUUACCUAAAACCUCAAUAAGAUGAAUAAUGUUUCUCAUUCUUGGUUAGUUUACUAGUCAAGAGAGGCCGGAUGAUCAGGAGAAACAUUUGGGUAGUUGUUUUAUUAAUUUGGUUGUUGCUGUUAUUUGUCUUGAUUAGUAUGUUGUUAUGUUCGGUAAUUACAUAUAUAUGUUUGCUUAUUCUCUA